GCUCAUAAUCUUUUAUCUUGUUCUAUCUAAGUAAUUCUCUUUACAGCUAGCAGGGGAAAUAGCUGUUUCAAGCACCGUCUUAUCAAGAAAGCCUAAUCUGCAACAAAUUCUAAUAGCGACAUCAUACCAAUAAUCAGUUGAAAAAGAGGCGCGCGCUUCCAAAGACGCCACGUGUCAGCUACGUAGUUGUCAUCCGCCGUCAUCCCAAUGGCAGCCGCUAUGUCAUCCAAGGAUGGCGACACCAUCGAGCUAGCGACAGCGCCCGGGCACAACUCACAUGACCACGACGAGCACAAGGCCAGGCCAGAUGUUGACCAGGCUUACCUGGCUAGCAGGGGCUUCGGCAAAAUUUUCCGCAGCGUCCUCUUCCAGGUCAUCCUGUUCGGUUGUAUCAGCUUCGUCGGGCCCUCCAUUUUCGACGCCAUCUCCAAUCUGGGUGGAGGUGGGCUUUCGACGCCGUAUCUGGCCAACCUGGCCACCACUCUGAACUAUGUAUCAGGUAGUUUAGUUACCCUAUUUGGCGGGCCCCUUAUCAACAAGAUAGGCAUCAAGUGGUCCAGCUUUAUAGCCACGCUGGCGUUUCCGCUAGUUGGGUCUGGGUACUAUAUGUCCGCCCGGUAUGGCGUGGACUGGUACCUGCUUGUGGUCACUACUAUCAACGGGCUAACAGCAGGCUUCCUGUAUGUCAGCUCAACGACAGCCAUGCAGACAUACCCAGACCAAAGGGACCGCGGGUGGUACCUCGGCCUAUGGUCGGCCAUGAUGAACUCGGGUGCUGUCGUUGGGGGUAUCAUCAACUUUGCCAUCAACUACCGCCGCUCUAGCGCCGGCGGCGUGGCCUGGUUCACGUACCUUAUCUUCCUUGGCCUUGAGUGCACAGGCUUCAUCUGGGCCCUCCUCUUGUCGCCGACGGCGCGGGUCCGGCGCAAGGACGGGACGCGGCCAGACCUGUCGGGGCGCAACAUCACCUGGAAGGGCGAGUUCGAGGCGCUCUGGGCGCAUGCCCGGCAGAAGACGUCGUGGCUCGUUUUUGUUCCUGCCUUUUACUCCUUUUUUUAUGGCGGCACUAUGGGCACCUACCUCACCCUCCACUUCUCCGUGCGCGCACGCGCGCUAUCCACCAUGGUCACGCCCAUGUGCACUGUUCCUAUGGUUAUGAUCUACGGGAAGCUGCUUGACAUGCAGCGUUUGUCCCAGAAGACCCGGGCUUGGGUUGCUCUGUGCUCCUGGGUUCUUCCUCAAGCUGCAUCCUUUGUAUGGCUUGGAGUUGAGUACCACAAGUUUGGAACUGGCAGUUCUACAGGGUUAGACCCUGUUGUCAACAGCCGCCGCUGGGCUGAGGCCUACCUGCCGUUUCUAAUCAUAUUCACUACAGGCUACUGGACGCAGCUCUCGCUGUACUGGAUUCUAGGCACCUUUGCUAAUGAUGUCAAGUCGACAGCGCGGUCGACCGGGUUGUUCCGUGCCUUCACGACGUGCGGCAUGGCUGUGUCAUACGGCAUCAACUCGAGCGCAAGCUUGGAUCCUCGCAUACCAUUGUGCCUCAAUGCCGCUCUUAUCGCGCUGGUCAUCCCCUGCAUGAUUGCACUUAUCCGUCUGGUUCCAGAGAAAGUUGAUUCAAGCCUGGACGAGGAGCAGGAGAAGACUUCUGCCUGAACCACCGCUGCGGCGCUGCCCCAGGAUCGGUAUGCAGGCGGUGAAAAAUUGGAGUGACAGAGUCCGAUAAAUCGAGUUGUCCAUGUGUCGCAGGCAAACGCCUAAAAAUAGGCAUUAAGUGCGGUUGUAUCGUAAGGACUCUAGGAGAUAGGAUUCUAAUGAGUGAAUGAAUAAGAUACUCCUUGGAAAGUUCUACCUGCGGCACACGUCUCUCUGAGGGCCGCGGGCCGGGCAUACCCAUGUCUUAACAUGCUUGUGUCACUCGCACGGAUGAACCACUAAAGAAAGCACCAACUAACUCAAAAUCUGUUUACUCAAUUUAAGGGCCAUCGAUGCUUUCAUCGAUAUCCAGCACCGCUGGCCUAUUAAUAAUAUUCCCUAUUCUUACCUGAAUAUAUCCGUUAUGUACGCCGUCAAGCCUUAGACCAUGCAUGCAAUACGCUGCCGGUGACAACGCGGGACCCAAAAUGAUAUAUACGGCCUCGAUGCGGAAGUUCACAUUGGAAAUUGGAGGUUCACGAUACUUCUCAGAGCGGGGUAAUUGGUGAGAUGCACCUUCACUAAGCCUAUGCCAGCAAAGAGCACAGGCUCAUUCAGAUUCCAUUGCUACUAGUGAUUAGUUGUUUGAAUGUCAGGGCCGGGCGGCCUCGGCGCCAUACAAGUGAUCGGAGGACGGGACGGAAGCCGCGUAGUAAGGGAGGGGGGCCGCCGGGGGGUACCAGGCCCACUAGUGCCUCAACAAAGGGGCUCGGGAGAUUAUUAGUCCGUCCAGAGAAAUGAGAUAAGAUUAGAUAUCUUAGAUAAGAAUAGGAUAAGAGAGAUAAGAGAUGUAGGCAGAAAGUGUGAUU
This is a messenger RNA of Colletotrichum destructivum, 2504 nucleotides long. Its product is annotated as Putative major facilitator superfamily, MFS transporter superfamily. Gene Ontology annotation, molecular function: transmembrane transporter activity. The record is from RefSeq and is a predicted model, not a curated record. The coding region runs from base 208 to 1656 and encodes 482 amino acids. The transcript has 3 exons. Lineage: Eukaryota; Fungi; Ascomycota; Sordariomycetes; Glomerellales; Glomerellaceae. Gene Ontology annotation, biological process: transmembrane transport.